This is a messenger RNA of Verruconis gallopava, 2120 nucleotides long. RefSeq lists its product as uncharacterized. The transcript has 3 exons. Lineage: Eukaryota; Fungi; Ascomycota; Dothideomycetes; Venturiales; Sympoventuriaceae. Bases 104 to 2020 code for a protein of 638 amino acids. Gene Ontology annotation, cellular component: endoplasmic reticulum membrane; signal recognition particle receptor complex. The record is from RefSeq and is a predicted model, not a curated record. Gene Ontology annotation, biological process: SRP-dependent cotranslational protein targeting to membrane. Gene Ontology annotation, molecular function: GTPase activity; signal recognition particle binding; GTP binding.
GUCAAGUGGUCGCCCAUAUGUCAUAGCUUUGCUCACACACCACCCAGCCAUUACUCUAGCAGCACUUCCUCGUUCUUGCACCGCGGGCUUAAGAACUGUUGAGAUGCUGGACACCUUCGAGAUCAUAACGACGUCAGGCGUCGUCCUAUGGUCGCGCAAAUACGUCGAUGUCGCACCCCAGCUCAUCAACACUCUGAUCAAGAGCGCUUUCAUUGAGGAAACGACAAAGGAUCAGACUUUUAGGAAAGAUGGCCACACCAUCAAGUGGCGUACCGCUAAGGAUCUCGGCAUUAUCUUUGUCGCUGUGUAUCAAUCGCUCUUGCAAAUCACUUACAUAGAUAAACUCUUGGAUAACGUGCGAGCGCUCUUCUCGGAGCUGUAUAAAGAUCAGAUCAAGCAACCAAAUACCUCGAUCGUCAAUUGUCAAUUCGACAAAUACUAUGAUGCGCAGAUCCAUGAAUUGGAGAAGAGUUUCAAUGGUGCAAAGCAAAUCCUCUCCACAGAAGUUACCCCGCCGUCUAGCGAUGCGAGUGCUGAGGAAAUGCAACCUCCGCCAGUGCCUGCCCUGCAAAAGGGCUCCCAGAAACCAUUGUACGACACUACAUCCACUGACGCGACGCCGAUACCCACACCGGACACUUCGCGGCCCAACUCGCCUGCCGUGAACAGCGUUCUUGUUGGAAAGGGAGGCCCAAAAGGCUCACGAAGAGCAAGGAAACAAGCUAAUGCGGUAUUGAAUUCUGCCCAAGCAUCUUCAGGUGACGAGUCACCUGCGAGAAGGACGAAGAAGGUGCAGAAGGGUAGUAAGAAGAUGCGCAAGUGGGAUGCCUCAGGAUACGCAGACGACGAUGCAGACGAUUUAAACCUUGAUUAUUCUGCGCCAGCGCCUAGUUCAGCUGAUAGCAGACCUGUGUCAUCUGCAGGGCCUGCGGACAGUGAGGAGUGGGGUUCACGUACAGCGAAAGGCGAAUACGUGCUCAAAGACAUCGGAGAGGAGAUGAAUACCAUAUUAGCAGCAGACGCGGCGAAAAAGGAAGCUUCCGCUAGUGGUCCUCCAACAGGUCUUGUAGGUCAAGGUUUGGGGGCGAUUGGUGGGCUAUUCCGAAAUGUGGUCGGAGGGAAGACUUUGAGCAAGGAGGAUCUGAGCAAGCCGCUAAAAGGCAUGGAGGAGCACUUGAUCAAGAAGAAUGUAGCUCGUGAGGCGGCUGUGCGGCUAUGCAGCAGUGUUGAGCAUGACUUGGUUGGCGUGAAGACGAGCUCCUUCACUAGCAUUGAAUCAACGAUCCGUGGGUCCAUGCAAAAAGCACUCACCAAGAUCCUUACCGCUACCUCGCCAACCGACUUGCUCCGCGAAAUUCAAUCCGUGCAUGCAACCCAACACCGACCGUAUGUCAUCUCCAUAGUCGGUGUCAAUGGCGUUGGAAAGUCCACCAACCUCUCGAAAAUCGCCUACUUCUUGCUUCAGAACAAAUACAAAGUUCUGAUCGCUGCCUCGGAUACUUUCCGCUCUGGUGCUGUCGAGCAGCUCAAGGUCCAUGUGAACAACCUCAAGGAACUCACUCAGCGACAAGGCAGUGGUCAGGUCGAGAUCUUCGAGAAGGGCUAUGGAAAAGAUGCUGCAAUAAUUGCGAGGGAUGCCAUCGCAUUCGCCAAAAACCAGGAUUUCGACGUCGUUCUGAUCGACACUGCGGGACGCCGGCACAACGAUCAGAGGUUGAUGUCUUCAUUGGAGAAGUUCGCGCAGCUUGCCCAACCAGAUAAGAUUUUCAUGGUGGGUGAGGCGCUCGUAGGUAAUGAUUCGGUGCAGCAGGCUACCAACUUUGACGCGGCAUUUGGGCCGGGGAGGAGACUGGAUGGAUUCAUUGUUAGUAAGUGCGAUACCGUUGGGGAUAUGGUGGGCACGCUGGUUAGUAUGGUACAUGCGACCGGUAUUCCGGUCAUCUUCUUGGGAACGGGUCAACACUACGGCGAUUUGAGAAGGUUGAGUGUGGAAAGUGUGGUCAGCCUGUUGAUGAAAUAAGAUUUUCCAGAGCUUGGGCGCAAAUAGGUCCUGAUGAUAAAUACGAUGAUGCGGCUUGACCUGCGCAUACUGUGCCCUCACUUCCCACUCGCAAUUCUCU